Molecule: messenger RNA, 1066 nt
Organism: Oncorhynchus kisutch (coho salmon)
Lineage: Eukaryota; Metazoa; Chordata; Actinopteri; Salmoniformes; Salmonidae
Product: C-C motif chemokine 20
Exons: 4
Coding region: 253-555 (100 amino acids)
Biological process (GO): immune response
Cellular component (GO): extracellular region
Molecular function (GO): chemokine activity
Source: RefSeq, a predicted model, not a curated record
ACACAAAAAAUACCUGAGAAUACCAACAGUCGCACAACAGCCUAACAACGCACCCUCGCCCCACCGCAACACCCCCUGCCAAUACAUUCCAUGACACUGCUAUCUGGAGGAAGUCCAGCCCGAGCCCUACUUAAAGAACACAAACUCUCAUUCAGAAAAACACUCUCUCUUUCUCUCACACACUACAGAUAACGAAUCUACGAAAACACUCUCCCUACUUUCUGUCUCUGUGGAACCCAUCUGAAGAUCAGGAUGCUUUGCUGUAGAGUGUGUGUCCUGGCUGUGCUGUUAUCUCUCCUCAUCCUCACACUCAUCCCCUCCACACAAUCAGCAGAUUGCUGUCUGAAGUACACUCGGCGUCCAGUGCCAUGCCGACGGCUGAAAGACUACACUUACCAGACCAUUACCUCUUCCUGUGACAUCCAUGCUGUCGUCUUCCACACCCGGAGGGACAAGUUUGUGUGUGCCGACCCCUCUCAAGACUGGACCAAGAGCGUACAACGCUGUCUGCUCAAGCGUCAGGAGAGGAAAUCUAAACUGAAGAAAAUUCUCUGAUCUCAAGAACUCAUGAACUGGAGAUGAUGUGGAGAGGGUUUCAUGACCUGGAGAUGAUUUGUGUGUGUGUGUGUGUUAUUUACCCUAUUUAUGCUUUACAAACAGCUAAAUAUCUCAAUAUGCAUAGAGUCACUGUUUCAGGAUGGUUCGCUUUUUAACCUGAGAUUUCUGUAUUCAUACAAAUCAUUUAAUAUCUGUGGUUAUUAUUGUUCAUCAUAUCUGUAUUGAUUCUGAAGGUGUUUGAGUUUCAUAUCAGUUUGUGUGUAACUCUAUGUAUCAAUGUUGUUGGUCUGUUUCAUAAACAGCAAGUGCAGUAUUCCUGAUAAACAUGAAAACAUCUGUUUUCACAGAGUACAACAAAAUAUUUUUGUGUUGUUUCAUAUCCUCUGUCCACUUGGAUCCAGAGAAAACCUUUUUAAUUUUGGCUUUUCAAAGUGUCCAAAUGUAUGUAUGCGUUUUCCUGAGGUGUACUGGGUUGUUUAAGCUAAGAGCUAUGAAAUAGAUAAUAAAA